CCUUCCCCCCAAACGCACACACACACACUCAGCCGGUCCUGCUGCGGGACUGUGGCCCUGGUUCUGGCUCCAGAUUGCGCGCGUCACUGUCGCCCGAGCAGAGCCGCGUCCGGAGGAACCGUCCGAACCGGACUGUGGGUUGAAGAGGAGGAGGAAAGUGAUUUCAAACUUUAUCCGGAGGCCUUGAUUCGGAUGCUGUGGAGCCGGAGCUGACUCCCUGGAGCGCGCUGCGCUGCGCCAACCUGUGCGCACUUGCCCGCAGACAGGAGAGGGGGAGUGGAGUGUGAGGAGGAGGCACACCUUUACCUUUCCUGGUUCUCCCCCACCCUCUCUCUCUCUCUCUCUCACUCUCCCUCCCUCCUCCUUCUCUCUCCCUCUCCCUGGAAGCGGAGGAAUAAUCGAUCUGACAUGUCGGCCAACGACAGAGCCACCCGAGCGCUGCGGGAGAUCCAGCACAACCCUGGAAAUGACGCCUGCGCGGACUGUGGCGCGCCAGAUCCUGGGUGGGGCUCCUGCUCUGUGGGCGUGUUCAUCUGUCUGGCCUGCUCCGGGAUCCACCGCAACAUCCCCGACAUCAGCAAAGUCAAGUCCCUGAGCCUGUCGCACUGGGAGGACCACGAGAUGCAGUUUAUGGCUGAGAAUGGUAAUGAGCUGAUGAAGAGUAAAUACGAGGCUGCUGUUCCCGUCUACUACUACAAACCAACGCACAAAGACUGUCAGGUGUUGCGGGAGCAGUGGAUAAGAGCAAAGUACGAGAGGAAAGAGUUUCUUGAGCCGGGAAAGAAUUUCACUUAUGAGGAAGGAACUAGAGACGGCCUGUUGAUGAAGAGGGGGCGGGACAACGGGCAGUUCCUCAGCAGGCGAUUCGUCCUCUCAGAGCGGGAGGGGACUCUGAAGUAUUUAACUAAAUAUGACGCUAAGGAGCCCAAAGCCGUGAUCAAGGUGGACAGCAUCAACGCCAUCUUCCAGCCAGAGAAGAUCGGAAACCCCAACGGCCUCCAGAUCACGUACCUGAAAGACUACAGCACCCGCAACAUGUUCGUCUACCACGAAAACGGCAAGGAGAUCGUUGACUGGUACAAUUCGAUUCGUGCAGUUCAGCUUCACUACCUGAAGGUGGCCUUUCCUGGGGCGACAGACGCUGAGCUCGUUCCCAAGCUCACCCGCAACUUCCUGAAGGAGGGAUACAUGGAGAAAACAGGACCCAGGCAAACAGAAGGUUUCAAGAAGCGCUGGUUCACCCUGGACCACAGACGGCUCAUGUACUUCAAAGAUCCACUGGACGCCUUUGCCAAAGGCGAGGUCUUCCUGGGGAACAGGGACCACGGUUACAACGUCUCCACCGGCAUGCCCGCUGGCACCCACUGCAACGGCGCCUGGCAACACGGCAUCACCAUACAGACGCCCGACCGCUACUUCCUGUUCACCUGCGAGAUGGAGAGCGACCAGCUGGAGUGGGUGAAGCUCUUCAAUGACGUCAUGAGCGUGCCGAUGUCCCCUCAGGAGUACACAAUGGAGGCCAUGUUCAAACACAGGCCCUGAUGGAGCAGAGGCCUGCGGGACGUCUCCUCCCAGUCCUUCACCGAUCUGACGCUGGACCCACAUCAGCUCUGGCUCCCUCUGUAGUUUUGGGGGGAAACUUGAGUGUCGUCACCUGCAUGGUCACACUGGUGGUUGCUGCUGGUAAUAUGAGGUUAAGGAUGCAAACAAGGACCAAGGCAGCAUUCAUUGGUGGAAUUAAGAAAUAUAAAGAAAUAUUAAUAAUGAUAAUCAUUUUAUUUAGUUGCAAAAGAUCACUUUCCAGUCAGGGCAGAAGUAACACAAAUAACAUCUUGGAGUUUAUGUAUCUGAUGUUUGGAUUAUUAGACGUCACUCAUGCAAACCAACUAUGUGAACUAUGUGGAUUUCAUUUUUAUCAUGUUAAAUAUAUUUUAGUGUUUAGAUUUAAGAUUUAAGAAAAAGUUGUAGUUAAGGUGAGAAGAGCCUUGAUGCCUUCGUGAAAUUCUUUUUAUACAGAUGUGAAAUGAUGAAAUGUUUCGCACCAUAGACUGCGAAUAAAGAUGGACGACACGACGACUCCCCAAAAGUGAAGCCAUUUGAUCUUGAUCGCCCCCUGGCGGCCGGCUGCAGUAUAGGACACAAACCCCACCUCCUCCAUGUUAGCAGAUGGGACAUGGGCCAAACUAAAAAGUCAAAGUACAUGUGAAAUAUAUUACAUGUGAUAUAUAAAGAUAGUUUCUGCCAUCUUUGAUCGAAUCAACAGCUGCGACUGAUGCUCUUGUGCUCAAUGGCAGCGUUUGAACCCGGGAUAUUUUGGCUUCAUUUCUCGACACUGGGAGGAGGUGGAGAUGUGUCCUCCAUCUUUAUUUACAGUCUUUGAUUUAAUAAGUUACACGGAGUCAAAUUGAGUCUGUGGUGGAUUCAGAUUUUUUUUUUUUAUUUCUCUUUUUUAAAUAAACAUUUAACACAAACACUGUUUCAAUCCAUAAAGUCAAAACUGGAUUGUUGUGAUCCAAACUGGACCUUCUGACACACUACAGUAAAGUUUACAUCGUGACCUUUAUGUUUCUGUGUUUUCCAUCUUGAUUCUGAUUUAUUUAACCUGUUAAAGACGCAUCACCUUUAAUCAGAUGUGUGGGAUAAGCUUCAAAGCCAGUAGAUGGUGUAACAGCGCCUCCAUGUGGCAGACUUUAUGAAAACAAACUAGUUAGUUAUUUUACUUUGUUUUUAUAGAUAUCAAACAACCAGUUGUGACGCCUCGUUGGUUUUGUUCUUUUUUUAUUUUCUUACUCACAUUUUGUGAUUUGGUGCCACAUUACUUUAAAGGCAUUUCUGUGCUUGGCCAAUGGCCGACUCACAUCACACGUGAAAUUAUUGAGCAUGAAUAAAAAAAAGAUUUUUACAUUCA
Hippoglossus stenolepis (Pacific halibut) is the source of this 2908-nucleotide messenger RNA. RefSeq lists its product as uncharacterized. Gene Ontology annotation, molecular function: phosphatidylinositol bisphosphate binding; GTPase activator activity. The record is from RefSeq and is a predicted model, not a curated record. Gene Ontology annotation, cellular component: plasma membrane; intracellular membrane-bounded organelle. Lineage: Eukaryota; Metazoa; Chordata; Actinopteri; Pleuronectiformes; Pleuronectidae. Gene Ontology annotation, biological process: positive regulation of GTPase activity. The transcript has 11 exons. Bases 409 to 1542 code for a protein of 377 amino acids.